Messenger RNA from Dictyostelium purpureum, 1396 nucleotides. RefSeq lists its product as uncharacterized. Bases 2 to 1369 code for a protein of 455 amino acids. NCBI's taxonomy places the organism in Eukaryota, Evosea, Eumycetozoa, Dictyosteliales, Dictyosteliaceae. The record is from RefSeq and is a predicted model, not a curated record. The transcript has 2 exons.
AAUGGAGACAACAUAUUAUUUAAUGAAUAAACUUAAUUGUAUUGAUAAAGAAUUAAUACCAAGUAUAAUAUUUUUUGGGGUUAAAAAUAAUAAUUUAAUAAUUAAUAAUAUUGUUGGUUAUGAUUUAUUUAAAAGAUCUUUUUCCUACUCGGUUAAAAUAAAAUUUAUUCCUUUUUUAACAAAUUAUAAGAUUAAUGAUAGCAGUAUAUAUUAUAAAAAUAAUAAAAUUUCAGCAUCAGAAAUUUUAAAUAUUAAUGAUAACAACAACAACAAAGAAUUAAUUUAUAUUGAAAUAGAAAGUAAAAAUGGCUAUAAUCAAAAUAUAUAUUUUUUUAAUUCCCAACAAGAUGAGAAUUUUAAAGAGAAUUAUUUAAACCAAAGUACUAUAAUUUCGGAUGUCAGGGAUAUCGAAACGGUCAAACAAAAUACUAAAUCUUAUUUAAAUGGUGAUAAAAAUAAUAAUAAUAAUAAUUUUGAGAUGAAUUUUAAUUCCACGCAAUUUCCACUGCAACUAAAAAAUAUAUCACAAAUUAAAAAUUGUUAUGAUUUUGCUGAAUUUAAUAUAAACUAUUUAUAUAACAAUUAUUUUUUCAAAAAAAAAGAUCAGAUAAAAAAUAAUUUAAAAAAAAGAUUAAUAUUAAAUUAUAAUAAUAAUAAUACUGAUUGUUUUUCAAAUUAUAUGGUUUUAUCUAAUUUUUCGAAUCAUUUCAAAAUUAAUUUCUUAAGUUUAUUAGAGAAUAAGUUUCCAAAUUAUGAUUUUGAAAUUGAACUGAAAGAAGAAAUAAAAGAAUUUUUAAAUAACAAAAAAAUUGAGCAAAUUUUAAUUAAUAUUAAAACAUUUGCAAUUGAAAAGGUUAUAGAAAUAGAGUGCAUUAAAUUUUUAGACAGUAUUUUCGAAAAUUUUAGUGGUUAUAUAAAACAAAUAUUUUUAGAACUUGAAAAUAUUAUUAAAAAAAUUAAUUUCGUUUUUUUUUGUGAUGAUGAUUUAUUAAAAAAAGAAAAUUUUGAAAUCCUAUUGAAAGAUAUAAAAAGUGAAUAUUUAGAAUAUAAAAAAAAGAAGGAAGUUGAAAUAUCAAAUUAUUUUAAAAUUUUUUAUAAUGUUCAAAAAAAUAAUAAUAAUAAUUAUAUUUUACAAAAAAAAAUGGAAGAUUUUCAAAAAAUUGAAGAUUUUAUAUUAUUAUCUAUACAAAAUAAUAUAGAGCAAUCAUUAAUUAUUAUAAAAAAACAUUUUAUUUCUAUUAUAAAUUAUUUAAAAAAUGAAUUAAAAGAGGAUUGUGAUUUAAAUAAUAAUUUUUUAAAAAAAGAGAUAAAAAUAUCAAAAGAUAUUUUCGAAUUUGAAAAUAUUUUAAAUUCUUUAAAAUUAAAAUAAUAAAAAAAUAAAAUUAUAUUUCAAACC